This is a messenger RNA of Dicrocoelium dendriticum, 584 nucleotides long. Lineage: Eukaryota; Metazoa; Platyhelminthes; Trematoda; Plagiorchiida; Dicrocoeliidae. The record is from the annotation of a GenBank genome assembly.
GCUGCAGGAUGGUUUCAACUAGAUAGUCUAGGUUUUCGAUUGACGUUCGUUUCGGAAACUGGCUGAAUUUAAAUACAAAAGCAUAUGAAUACGAAUCUGCAAUGUGCUAGCGAACCGUCUAGUAGGAGGAAGACAAUUGUAGAAAUUUUGUGGCGUGAAAUUUUGGCUAGAAUACUAGAAAUUGUCAGGUUUCCCGUCAUGCGAAACAGGACACCUUGUGGUUUCCGAGACUCAUACACGAUGACGGUGGAGACCAGGAUAAAUGAGGGAAUUUUUAUAAUUUGUACAUUUUGUUCAGCUGAGAAGGAAAAUCAGCACUUGUUGUUUCUCGCCACGCGUUUUAUAUGAGUUAAUGCGAAUUUUGAUAACGCAGGUGAGAAAGAAAAUCGUACAUCAGAUUAAGGAAAGCAACUAUGUUUGCUUAAUUUUUGAUAGCAUUGCCGUUAUAUCUCACAACAAUCAAAUGAAUGUCGAUAAAGUGAAGAACAGACGAAAUUUCUGGAUUGGUUUUGUGAGAAGCGAAGAAGCACAAAAUUUAGGUUGAUGACUGUCGUGGCAGGCUUUAAACGGUGCUAAUUUAAUGG